AAGAUGAUGAUUGAAUGAAUGCAUAUAUGAAUGAGUGAGGGAAUUUGAAGAUAUAGAUACAUAUCCACCAAAUUUGUUCAUUUCAUGAAUUGGGCCUGGGAAGUGCCUACUACUUCAGUUCUAAAAUUCAACAGAAACCGCACUCAGAAAGAGUUAAGGAGAGGAGAGAGGAGAGAGGAGAGAGAAGAUAGAAUUGGAGAUGGCAGGAGGAGGAUCAAUUGCAGAAACUGGGGUGAACAAAGAGAGGGCUAAAGAGUACCAAGGAAGGGUGACACCCUAUGUCAUCAUAGCAUGUUUAGUUGCUGCUGUUGGAGGCUCACUCUUUGGUUAUGACAUUGGAGUUUCAGGGGGAGUGACAUCAAUGGAUGAAUUUCUUGAGCGGUUCUUCCGCCCAGUGUAUGAAAAAAAGAAGCAUGCACAUGAAGACAACUACUGCAAAUAUGACAGCCAAAGUCUUUCAGCGUUUACCUCAUCUUUAUAUUUAGCUGGUUUAGUCACGUCUCUGGCUGCAUCGCGCAUCACUAGGAGCCGUGGACGUCGCAUGAGUAUAAUAUGUGGUGGUAUCAGUUUUCUUGUUGGAGCUGCUCUCAACGCCUCAGCUGUCAACCUGGUCAUGCUUCUUUUAGGCAGAAUUAUGCUUGGUAUAGGCAUUGGCUUUGGUAACCAGGCGGUCCCAUUAUAUUUGUCAGAGAUGGCACCAGCCCAUAUUAGAGGAGCCUUGAACAUGCUGUUUCAAUUAGCAACAACGCUCGGGAUCUUCACAGCAAACAUGAUCAACUAUGGAACAAGCAAGCUUCAUCCUUGGGGAUGGAGGCUUUCAUUAGGCCUUGCUGCACUGCCAGCUUUGUUGAUGACCGUGGGGGGAAUACUUCUUCCUGAGACACCAAACAGUUUAAUUGAACAGGGGAAAAGGGAGAAAGGAAGAGGAGUUUUGCAAAAAAUAAGAGGGACCGAGAAUGUGGAUGCAGAGUAUGAAGACAUGAUUGAGGCAAGUGACUUGGCAAGGUCAAUUCACCAUCCAUUCAGAAACAUUCUGCAGAGGAGAAACCGGCCUCAACUCAUCAUGGCAAUCUUCAUGCCAACAUUCCAGAUACUUACGGGAAUAAAUAUUAUACUCUUCUAUGCUCCAGUGUUGUUCCAGAGUAUGGGAUUCAAAGGAACUGCAGCCCUCUACUCGUCUGCUUUGACUGGAGCUGUUCUUGUUUCAUCUACAGUGGUUUCCAUGGCUGCAGUAGAUAGUUGGGGCCGAAGAGUUCUGCUCAUUUCUGGCGGAAUCCAAAUGAUCAUCUGCCAGGUUAUCGCUGCCAUAAUUCUAGGCCUGAAAUUUGGAGAUGAUAAGGUGCUCUCAAAAGGCUAUUCAAUCUUAGUGGUGGCUGUUAUCUGCCUCUUUGUCGCGGCCUUUGGGUGGUCUUGGGGUCCUUUAGGAUGGACAGUGCCAAGUGAAAUUUUCCCACUGGAGACACGCUCUGCUGGCCAAAGCAUCACAGUGGCUGUGAAUCUCUUCUUCACUUUUGCAAUAGCACAAUCUUUCCUCUCACUUCUGUGUGCUCUCAAAUUCGGGAUUUUCCUACUCUUUGCUGGCUUUAUCACCAUCAUGACAAUUUUUGUCUAUCUUUUUCUACCUGAAACAAAGGGAGUUCCUAUUGAAGAGAUGAUGCAGCUGUGGCAGAAGCACUGGUUCUGGAAGAAAAUUGUUUCUGGUAUCCAUUGACUGUCACCACCGUUAGCCAGAGAAAAGUUGCUAACUUCAUUUUCUGCAAGUCUUUGUAACUUAAAGAGUACAGAGAAAUUCAGGUAAAUGUAUUGAAUUGAACAAAAUCUUAACCAACCAAUACUUUGAGAAUUAAGCAUGCAUCAUAAUUUAAUACAACAUAAAUCUGAGUCAA
Messenger RNA from Ipomoea triloba (trilobed morning glory), 1886 nucleotides. RefSeq names its product sugar carrier protein A-like. Gene Ontology annotation, biological process: monosaccharide transmembrane transport. NCBI's taxonomy places the organism in Eukaryota, Viridiplantae, Streptophyta, Magnoliopsida, Solanales, Convolvulaceae. The record is from RefSeq and is a predicted model, not a curated record. The transcript has 4 exons. Gene Ontology annotation, molecular function: monosaccharide transmembrane transporter activity. Gene Ontology annotation, cellular component: membrane. Bases 200 to 1711 code for a protein of 503 amino acids.